Messenger RNA from Aspergillus nidulans FGSC A4, 3014 nucleotides. RefSeq lists its product as uncharacterized. The transcript is spliced from 3 exons. The record is from RefSeq and is a predicted model, not a curated record. Bases 205 to 2880 code for a protein of 891 amino acids. NCBI's taxonomy places the organism in Eukaryota, Fungi, Ascomycota, Eurotiomycetes, Eurotiales, Aspergillaceae.
GCCAGUUUGCCUACCGCUCUAAGCUCACCAUCUGGAAUCCAGUCUCACCAGUGCCACUUCCGCCUGUUUUCAUUUCCAGCUCGUCUGUCGACAUCAAGAAGCGGGCUCUCGUUCGUCCGAAGUAACUGGUCUAGUGCCUCGCACUCGUCUCGUCUUAUGGUUUUGCUCCUUCAGUCGAGUCAGUAGCAUCCCGCCAUCGCCACCAUGGCCGAACUUGGCAGCGCCUAUGCGGAUGCCGGGGUCAUAUCUGAUUUGGAUCAGUUAUGCGAUGAAGAGGAAGACCUGGACUCUUCUGUUAGUACUGCCUCGGCGGGCGAGGAGUUCCAAACAGAGGUGGUUCAAUCACAUUCAGAAGAGGCCGCGGUGUCGCAACCUCAUCCAGAUGGACCCACUGUGCCCAUGAAGGAAUCACCACCCUCAAAGGCCUUUGUUGAAAAGAGAUCGCUUUCUAUGACGUCCGCAACGGGCCGCGAUGCGACGAUUGUCCAAGAGACUAAGGGACCAGCAAGGCGUCUAAAUCUCCUAGAUCUUCCUGUGGAUCUCCUGCAAGACAUCAUCAAAGAGGUUACGCAUACGAAUGACCUGACAUCUCUGGCCCUUACCUGUUCCGCACUCCAUUCCCUUGCAGUUCCCCAAAUGUACUCUCGAUUCGAUAUCGUCUGGCCAGAUGCCUUCCCACAAUCUGAUCACCCAGGGGGAGUAGAUGCUCUUUCUUAUGGCCUGGCAACACUGGUAAUGGGAGAAGACAUAUUUCGUGAAGUUCCUACUACGAAUGCAGCACAGCGGUGUGCCCACUGCGAGUGCAACCGCCAACAAUCGCAGAAUCGGCAGGCCAGUGGGCGAAUUCGACGUGGUAACUAUUUUGCACAGUAUACACGAAAGUUUUCGGUUGGAAACGGGCCGUCAGAUUGGGUCCAAGAAUAUUCGGUUACUAAAGAGACGGGAAAGAUGCUCGGAACACUCGUUGCUUUGGCCGUGGCUCGGAUGGUCAAUCUGGAGACUUUUAUUUGGGACAUGCCCACUGGCGUUGUUAGAGACGUAUGGAUUGCGCUUUCAUCGCUAGCAGACCGACCGGGACAUGAGUGUCGUUUGGAGAACGUUUGGAUACGGUGGCACGAUAACUCCGAGAAUGCGGUUCGCUCUUUAUCAGGAGUGCCCACUGCGUCUUCAUUAACUCUGCCUGAGACCCAAAAUAUCCUGGCUCCGCCGCCUGCUAGCACGUCUCUUUUCAGGAGAUAUGGGCAUGUAGAGUAUCCCUCCCUCUCGAUACUACCCCCUCUGAAAAGCUUGAGCGUCCUUGAUAUAGACGAGCCGUCAUACUUAGAGGAAAUGGCUGUACUCAUCAGACGCUCCCGUGAUAGACUUAGGGAGCUGCGUAUCGGCAUCUCCUCGAAAGUUUAUCAGGCCUCGUGGUUAAAACCACAAGGAGCCUCGCAUGUUGAGCAAACACCUUCCAAUCUCGUGUCCGGGUGGCCAAGGGCUGGUGGAGUUCUUGGGGCGAUUUUGGGCUGGCCCAGUCGCCAUGCAAACGAAUCCUCUUUCCAACAAGAAGAUCCCGUUAAAGGAGACAUUGGUGACAUUACUGUAGUAAUGGACGCAGUUACCUCAGUUGAUAGUCCCAUUGAAGUUCUCUCUCCUCAAACUCUCAAUACGACGUCGACUCAAGAUGUGGCCGAGGCACAGGAUAUUGCCGAUGCAGGGAAUAGUCCGCCUAUUAGCUCUCAUGAAACGCAACAAGUACAGGUUCUUGGGUCCAAAGCUCCGCGAGAGUCUUUGAGGAAGCCUUCAAAAACGAUUUAUUCAUUCACCUCUGGUUCAGACCAAGAACUGCUGAAGUUGGAGGUCCUGGAACUGGAGCGUAUCCCUAUCUCUGCAGCAGUCUUACUAGACACAAUCGAUUGGACCCGAGUUACCACCCUUACCAUUCUUCGCUGCGAAGGCCACGAAAAGUUGUGGAGAAGCCUUCGUCGUCGGUUCUCUCCUUCAGCGGCACCGCACACUAGUACAAGACAUGGUAGAAGCGAGGAAGAUAGGGCCCAGCCUGAAUACGCCUUGAGAAUCAAGCACAUCCAUACGGAUGCCGUCUCGCCAUAUCUCUUGCUUUUCAUCAAAGAUACUCUUCAGCCUAACACCCUGGAGACCGUAUUUCUUCAUGGAUCUCCCCUUCAUGACUCUGCCGUUCACAUUGAGGGGAUAUAUCGGAAUGUGAUACGGACACAUAGGUCGAGCUUGAGGAAACUUUUAGUAGAUAGUACCGAACGGUCUCCAGCAGGAGUGGAGAUCGUGAACUCGCGAUGGCAAAAAUGGAUGUUCACUCGCGAGGUCAUCACUUUUAUAACAAGCGGGCGAAUGCCUAAGCUGAAGGAGCUCUCUAUGACCAUAGACUCUAAAGACUGGCAUUACUUCCUGCAAAGACUACCUAACAUUCCUCAACUUCGUGCCCUCCACAUCUCUCAUAUUGUCCGUCCCUUACACCUCGACCUGAAAGAGCUCGCCAUGCAGGUCCUUGACAUAGUAACACUGCGGCCAGAAAUCAGCAUCAGCUAUUUAGGCAUGCAGAGCAAAUGCUAUGAGAUCCUUGAAGGCAAGGGCAAUGAGUACGAUCUGGCCGAAACAGACGACAUUCACAGUGAGGGCUUUGUCCCAGGUGCCGAGAAUUGGGCCGGGUCCGACACGAACGAGGAAGGGUCUGAUGAAGACGACGAAGGAGCGACGAUGGAUUCGCAAUCCGACUUAUCCUCGGAGGAUCAUAGAUCGCUGGAUGAUGAUGAUGCUUCCGACUAUGAUUAUGGUCGACCGCGCGUGUCUUUUGGCUUGCGUGAGAUUCUGUUCUAUGAUGACAAAAUUGCUAUCUUCAAAGCCCGGCAUGGCGUUCUAUGAUCCCGGUUUUCUGAAUCUAUGUGCGCGAAGCGAGUGUUGAUAUUUGUCUUUCUUGUUGGCUGCAAGAUACCACGGAGCGACCUCCCAGCAGUAUUGACUGGAACUUGUGUAUUUACAUCAAUUUGAGCAUUAUU